UCGAUAUGUGCAUGCUACCACACCCACAUACUGGUGAGGAUAUUGUAACACAAUUGAAAUCCAUUUUAGCAAUUUUUAAUAUUACGACCAAGAUAAUUUGUGCAACUACAGAUAGCAGAUCUAAUGUUGUUUUAGCAAUCCGCUUACUAAAUAUGCAUUUAUCUAUGCAAAACCACCAUUUUUAUUCACAUUUUAAGAAAAUUGGACAGUCAGUUGGCAAAGUUUAUACAUCUAUGCCUAUGACGAUAGCAGCAGUUAUGAGGCAUUAUAGUAAUCUUGCCUAUUAUAGGCUUAGUCAAGAAGAAGAUUCUGAUCUUCAAGCUGUAACCCAGUUUUUACAACCGUUUUAUGAAAUUACAAAUAUACUUUCUGGUAGUACAUAUGUAACAUUAGGCCUUUCCGCUUUAUUAAUGGAUAAUAUAAUUGAUGUUAUUUCAUCAUAUAUUCAAGAUUCAUCAAGUCCCCAAUUUCUUAAAACUGCUGCAAUACAAAUGAUAGAAAAACUUAAUCAAUAUAUGGAUCAUAUCUAUGACAAAGCAGCUUUUAUGGCUUCAAUUCUUGACUCCCGAAUAAAACUUGAAUUAAUGCCAGUUAAUAUGAACACACCAGAAAAUCAGGAUUAUUUUA
This is a messenger RNA of Racocetra persica, 627 nucleotides long. The record is from the annotation of a GenBank genome assembly. NCBI's taxonomy places the organism in Eukaryota, Fungi, Glomeromycota, Glomeromycetes, Diversisporales, Gigasporaceae.